CACGUCGGUGCACGGAUAGUAAGCUAAAGGAUAAUGCAAACAUAAACUAAUAUAAAGAACACGGAGUGAAAACUAAAGGAUAUAUAGAACAGAGAAGUUUGAUUACUUGGACCGGGUCUUUCUUGUUGGGCUUGUAUUCGUGAAAAUAUGGUGCAGCCAUUACUGCGAGGACACACGACUUAGGUAAUGUAAGCUAACUAACGUUAGCAACAGCCUGCUAAUUUUUAACGUUCCGCAAGGCCGCGGAGAAAUACGAGAGCUGCUUCCUGUUCUAGGUUCAUUGAGGAUGUAGGUUACAUUACGAUCCGCGUAACACAACCACAACCGUUAUCCAAGUAGUCAGUUCAGUGGUGUAAUCGAUUGCAUUUACAUUUCUUUUAAUUGAGCUUGCGGGCUACAUAGGUUGUUAGCUAUUUGGCUAGCUAGCUAGCAUGAGUGAACUGACGGACCGCAAACAGUCCGCUGACUCUGCAUCGAGGAAACGGUGUUCAUCACCCGACCAGGAUGAAGGCAGCACGAUCCCCAGCAAGUCCACAAAAGUAAGCGACACAUCAAACGAAGCUUCGGAAAGUUGCAGAAACAGUGAAGCUGAGAGUAAAGAAGCAACUGGGAGCGAGGGCCAGUCAAAAGACAGCGAGGAACAACCAGCUGCCGUUCAGACUUCAGACAGUACGGGUGGCACCAGUACAAAGUCUGUCAACAACUCCAGUGCUGAUGGUCACGAUGCCAGCAACACCGAAAAACCACAGUCCUCAGAUGCGCAGGGAUCUGCUGACGGUGCAAAGAACUCAACUCCUCUGGACCAGUCCGACUCAGCAGCCAUAGCAGCUGCUGAAGCACUUGCCAGUCUCACAGGAGGAGACGGGGAAGACAGCCGAGAGACUCCUUGCUCCUCUGAAAAAGCUAAACAUGUGAAACAGGGGAGCAAACUCAAACAACGUGGGGGGCACCAGUCCUCAAGAAUAGGCUCUAAAACACAGGCAGCUGCAGCAGAUAGCUCCACGUCUGUUCAUAGCACUGACAGAGAAGAUGCAGAUGACAUGCCAGACGCAGAUGAAGGGGAUGAAUCCAUAUCUGGAUCUUCCUCCACACCCAGCUCCUCUUUCCCAUCAGAUAAUGAGGACAAUGAUGAUGGGGAGUGUGCCAUUGUGUCAGUUAAGAUGGCCCCAGAGAUGAGACAAUCAGUGGCUCUCCUGGCGCAGGUACAGAUGAGACUGGAAGCUCUUGAGAAGAAAAGCGCCCGGCUCCACCAACGGCUGGAGCUGAAGAUUAGCCGUUUGCGGCGCCCGCAUCUUGACCAGCGCAGCUCCAUCACAAAGACUAUUCCUGGCUUCUGGGUGACAGCUCUGUUGAACCACCCUCAUCUCUCAGCUCACAUUGACGAAACUGACGAAGAUGCUCUUAGUUAUAUGACUGAUCUUGAGAUUGAGUCUUUCAAGAAUAACAAACUGGGCUACAGGAUCCGCUUCCACUUUAGACGGAACCCGUACUUCCAGAACAACAUCAUCAUGAAGGAGCUGCACCUCGGGAUGGGAGGAUCUCCUAUGUCAUUUUCCAACCCUAUCCUGUGGCAUCGUGGACAGAACCUGACAGCCCACAGCGAACCCAGGAAGUUGUCGCGUGGGGUCUACCAGACCUUUUUCAGCUGGUUCAGUGACCAUAGCAACCCAGGACAGGACGAUGUAGCACAGAUACUAAAGGAUGAUCUGUACAGAGACCCUCUGAGAUACUACCUCACUCCGCUUUGGGAACCGAGGGAGAACGGCAGUAGUGCCAGUGGGGCCAGAGCAGCUGACAAUGGUAACGGGGACGACUGUGUGGUAAUCUCCGACUCCGAUGACGAACCCGGUGAGGAGACUGGUGAGGCUGAGCAAGGCCACAGUAGGGAGGAGGAAGAGGAGGAAGAAGAAGAGGAGGACAGGGGGCCAAGCGCAGAUGAGAGCCCAGAGGAAGAGGACGAUGGUGGAGAAAUUGUGAUUGAUGGCUCUGAUGACAGUGACCAGGAGGAGGAGGAGGAGGAGGAGGAGGAGGCCUAACGAGGAGGCCUAACGAGGAGAAGUGAGGGCAAGUCAUCAAGGGACCAGAGACCAGGAAGAUGAGGAGGACGCUGAGGUUGUUGAAGAGUACCAGAGCAAAUGUUGAAUCCUUCUUCCUGAUGUUGGUCAUUUUUAUGCACAGAAUAUCAGUUUUUUUUUUGUUGUUUUGUACCUAAAAUACAUAGAAGCAUUUUAAAUCAGGGUUAACUACGACAAUAAAGCCAAGGCAUCAUGUUUCCCCUCUAUUUUAUACAGUCGGUACUGUGUAUUCUGAUGUACACAUACUGCACUUUUUGCAAAAAUGUUUUUUUCUAGAACAGGUUCUUAGGCAUAUUAUGCCGAUCAGUUCAUACAAGAAGUGUUCUUCUAUUUAAUGAAGAACAUUGUAUGACAACCUACACACACAAACACACACACACACACACACACACAUACACGUAGGUGAGACUGAUUGCCAAUACUUGUUGGCAUUAAAUUUUUGCAUUGCAAAUUCUUCAAACAAACAAAACGUUCAGAGGCAUUAUCAGUGGUCAUUUCAAGACAAAGUUUUGGCUGUUUUUAGAAGCGAUGUGUGACACUUGAACGUGUCACAAAGUAAAAAUGAUAUAAUGACAGUACAUUUCAGAUGCACUGAGUACUGAACCAAAAUUUGUUCUCAGGGAUGAUCAUGGUGGUAGUUUUAUUGAAAGAACCUUACUGAUUUUGAGACAUUUACACACUCUGGUUAUUGUUGGCUGUGAAUAAGGAAACGUGUACUCUACUGUAGUAAAUAGGAACAAAUAUUGUUUUAAUAUGCUAUCUGUGUUUUUCCUUCUUGUUAGACACACCAGCCUCCACCCCUGUUAACGAUCUGUAAACCAUCUCUGAUGUUUCCAAUCAUCGUGUAGUUUGACCAAUGUUUCUGUGGAUUCCCACAUUUUUCUAACACGCUCCUACUAUAUGUAGCUGAGUUUUUUUUUUGUAUUUUCUUUUCUAUAGAUUUUAACUUAAUUUGAUUUUGCUUUUUAAAACAUCCAAGGUUUGUUUUCAUGUAAUGUGUUUAAAGACUUGUGUUAUCUUCUUUUUAAAAAGAUGGUAUUUAUUACAUUUUUUUCUACACGUCCACAUUAUGGCAUGCCUGUGAGCAUGAGAUGUAAGACAGGAUGAUUACAUUAUUUACAAGGCUGUGUAGAGGAAAUAAUUUGCUGUGCACAGUGUCAGUAAAUGUUAAAAUUCACAGCAGCAUUAUGGGGUGCACUGUAACAAAACUAGUAUGUGUAUUUGCUUACUUUUCCUAGCAAUGACCUGUAAAUAAUACUUCAGCAUUGUCUUUUGGAUAAGACAGUACACGUGUUUAAUCCAUGGAUAAAUUUAUUGAAUAAUCUGGAGUUUUUUCAUAAACAUGAUCAGAAAGUUAUAUUUUGUGUGCUGUGUUUUAUAGAACACUGUAGUUUAAAGAUACUUGUUUGUUGCUUUAAUUUUGUUUGCUUAAAGAUAAAUGUCCACCUUUUGACUCAGACCUAAUAAAAUAGGCAGUUGUUUCA
Molecule: messenger RNA, 3559 nt
Organism: Thunnus maccoyii (southern bluefin tuna)
Lineage: Eukaryota; Metazoa; Chordata; Actinopteri; Scombriformes; Scombridae
Gene: tspy
Product: testis specific protein Y-linked
Exons: 8
Coding region: 432-2036 (534 amino acids)
Biological process (GO): nucleosome assembly
Cellular component (GO): nucleus; chromatin
Molecular function (GO): histone binding; chromatin binding
Source: RefSeq, a predicted model, not a curated record